Diaporthe batatas is the source of this 4538-nucleotide messenger RNA. RefSeq names its product karyopherin MSN5. NCBI's taxonomy places the organism in Eukaryota, Fungi, Ascomycota, Sordariomycetes, Diaporthales, Diaporthaceae. Gene Ontology annotation, molecular function: small GTPase binding; nuclear export signal receptor activity; RNA binding. Gene Ontology annotation, cellular component: nucleus; cytoplasm; RNA nuclear export complex. The transcript is spliced from 6 exons. Gene Ontology annotation, biological process: protein export from nucleus; RNA export from nucleus. Bases 484 to 4329 code for a protein of 1281 amino acids. The record is from RefSeq and is a predicted model, not a curated record.
GGCCCACCAGGUGGGCGGGACCCGCCUACGUCGACUGUCAGACACGCUUCCGGCGCGCCCAAAAUUUAGGGGAGUGGUACACCCAUCAUCAGCUUUCAACCUCACCGGCCGUCCUCUUGUCUGCGCAUGUCCACGUCAAAGCCUCUCACAGCACCAACCCUCUCGCCCACCCGUUUCCUAGCUUUGCACGCCCUUCGUGACCCCACCACCCUCGCGAACCACCCCCAAAGGCUCGCAUCUGCCACCUCCUUUUGACGGGCAACAGACCGAACGAGAAGAGGAUCGCAGCCGUCCAGAGUCACCCCAGCCUCCCACCCCCGGCUGUAUCUGGUGACUUUGUCGCGUUCCCGCUCCCCCCCCCCCCCGAGGUGCUCCUCUCGUGCGAUGGACUAACCUUGCCCGUCACACAAGAGUCUCGCAUCAGUGUGGGCGGACACAGGCAGUACCUCAACCGCCUCGACUGCCAGAGGGACAAGAACGGCGAUGGCAACUCUGCACUCGAACGGCGGCUUUGGCUCUGGCGGUGCAAACGGAGCAGCACACGGCCAGGGCGACCCCGGCUUCAACCCCGGUGCCAACGGCGACAUCGUCCCCAGGAUCCUCGCUGCCCUCGAGGUGGUCUACAACCCGAGAUCAGCAAAUCAGUCCCGCAUCGAAGCGCAAGCUUUCCUCGAGCAGGUCAAGUCCCUGAAGGAGGGCCCGUCGCAUGGCUUCACCCUCGCCUCCGACAAGGCGCAGUCGCCCAUUGUCCGAUACUACGGCCUUUCGCUCCUCGAACACUCCAUCAUCCACAAAUGGGCCGAGUACGACGACCAGGAGGCUGCCUACCUGAGGGGAUGGGUGCUGGAGCUCGCCCAGCAGGCCUCGAGGGACGACCCCCAGUACGUCCGGAACAAGAUCGCGCAGCUCUGGGUUGAGGUCGCGAAAAGGUGCUGGGGGGCCGAGUGGAUGGACAUGGACCAGAUGCUCAUGCAGCUCUGGCAACUGCCUGGGUUUGGCGUGCACAAGGAGUUCGUCUUGUCCGUGCUCGGCUCGCUGUCCGAGGAGGUCAUCGGCGGGGACGACCCCAUUGUCGCCGUGCGCGAGAAUGUCCUGGACAAGGCUGUCGUUGACAUCUUCAUGCCCGUUUCUGUGCUGGCCGAGGACUUCCCCAACCGCGAGGCCGGCCCGCCCGUCCGCUAUGGCUCCGACGGCUGGCUCCAACGGGCGGUCAGCCUGCUCGGCGAGGCUUUGGCAUCUGACAUACAGGGCAACGAGGAGGUGCGGUCGAGCGCUGUCAAGGCGCUCGGGCUGCUGACCAUCGUCCUUCCGUGGGCCUUCCCGAAAUCCGUAAUCGCCGCGAGGACUGUUCACUAUCUCUACGAGGGCCUUGUCGCGCCUCACGUCGCUGUCCAAAAGGCGACCCUCGAAGCCCUGCAUGCGCUUUACUCCCGGAGCAACUUUGGCGAUGAGCAGUUCUCGGCCCUGGUCUUGCCCAUGUAUGACAAGCAAUGCGUCGAGCGCUUCUCCCAGCUGUUUGCGUGGUCUACAGUAGACGCCGAUGACAUUGACGACGACAAGUACCUCUUCGCCAAGAAGUUUUCAGAAACGAUAUCUCACCUGGGCAACUACCUGGACAGGAAGUUCAGCUUGAUCCCCUCGAGUGCCGACAUCCAGCCCUUCCUCGAGUUCCUGCUCCAGGUCGUCCAGAGCCAGAGCCUCGUCGUUUCGAUACCAGUGCUCGUCACCUGGACCAGGCUGCUCAGCCACAGGGCGCUGGGGCCGUCGAUAGUCAAGACACGCCUCGUCGGGCCAUUGCUGGAGCUGUGCAGCGCCAGGCUGGUCCGCUACGAGAGCCUGCCGGAGGAGACUUCGGACCCUACGCUGGUCCUCUUGAUGGAAGAUACCGACACGAUCCCGGAGCGCCAUGCCUUCCUAGGGAACUACAGGCGCUAUAGCUCUCAGGUGAUCGAGAGCAUCGUGGAACUGACGCUCUCGGAUGCCAUCAACUACAUCCUCGGGCAGACCGACACUGUGUUGCAGCACCUCUACGACGGGCAGCCGCCGACCAACCCGGCAAACUAUGUGAAAAGCUCCAUGGCCUAUCUCCGUGUCGAUGCACAGUUCACCGUGAUAGAGUCCGCGCUCAAGGGCUACGUGAGGUCAAGACCGCCCAAGGGUGCCGACCUGCAGCAGGUCGAGGCGCAGAAGGCACAGCUGGACGAGCACCUUGAGGCGUGGUGCAACCGGCUGAUCGACAUGAAAUUCGAAGACCCGCUGAUCCAGAAGCGACUCCUGCAGCUCUUGGUUGCCUUUUCCACAACCGCCUUGAGGAAGAACAACGGGUUCAUGCUCAAGGUGCUGGAGCACAUCCUGAUGACCUGGCCCGCGACCCACCCCGAGCACAGGGCGUUCAACGAGGCGAUCAAGGAUCUCCAGGCCGAGAGCCUGAACGAGCUCCAGCGGCUGGCCUUCAAGAUGCCGGACAACCUGCUCGGCGUCUAUGACCAGCUCGAGGCCAAGAUCAACGAGAUGAGCGCCUCGGGGACGCUGGACGAGCGGAGACUGGUUAAUUACAAGACGUUUCUUUUCAUCAUCAUCCAUCGCGCCACCAACAUUGACCAGUCAACCCGCAUCCAGCGGCUGCAGGCCUUUGUCGAGCCGGUCAAGGCCCAGUGGAGAGACGAGAAUCUGAAGCGCGCCCUUGCAUCAUACGAGGGCUUUUGCGAAAUGACCGGGCUCGACAAGGCGCAGAGAUAUCUGGCCAGCCACCGCGUCGAUCAGAUAUCAGACUGGGGAUCUGUCGAGCUUGACGCCGAGGGCGCUGCCCUACAGGCUGAGCUGGAGGAGCGACAGCAGUUCUUGCCCCUGCGCGCCACAAAAUCCUUCCUGAACUACUCCGUCGACAAGCUCGAGAAGUCCUCGCCGUCAUACCAGGCGUCGUGUGCCCUGUGGCAAGACAGCUUCCCCAUCAUACUCCCUGAGCUCCUCCAGUUCCUAAGCCAUGCGCACGCGUCCGCCAACCCCAGCAACUGGACGCUGCUGCCCAGCGAGAUGCAGUCCAUCGUCGGCCGGGUGCUCACGGACAGAUUCUGGCAAGCCGGCAUUUCUGAGGGGAGCAAGGAUGAUUUCUACGCCAGGGUGAUCAACAAGAAGAACACCCUGGAAGGCCUGGCAUCGUCCAUCCGUGGCCAGAUCCGCUACAUCCGCGAGUUCUGCUACUCGGUCAUCUUCUGCAUGAGCUGCCUCGAGCAGCAGUUCUACGGGUUCGAGGAGCUCCCGAACCCGCUGGCCCACGCCCUGUUCGCAGACUCCCACUGCCUGUCCCCCCACCAGCUCAUAGCUCUCCUCAACCUGGUGAGGCUGCUGGUGGACAUGUGCCCUGUCGAGCUCCGACAUCACUUCCUGCCACCGAUACUGGCGGGCUGCUUCCAGCGGAUGGACGCAAAGAUCAAGUCGGAGUGGGACAAGCUGGAGCAGGCGGGGAACAUCCAGGCGGCUGCGGACGAGCUGACCGAGGAGAUGAAGGCGGAAAGCGUCCUGCGCCAGCUGACUUACUCUGCGGUCAUGAUGGUGGCGGACUUUCUGGACCCCGCGAGGCUGGACGCACCCCCAAAGAACAAGUCCCAACCCGAACACGGGGCUGAGCAUGUCCCUCAACAACCUUCCCUGCGCAAAUUCUGCUUGAUGAACUCAUCCAUCAUCGAGCCGCUUCUGGUCUUUAUGGCCCACGCCAUCGUCAUGCAUGACGGCAGGUGUUGUGGGGUUGUGCUUCGGGUGUUCCGCUCAAUAAUACCCGAGUUCCGGAGCAUGAACGCGCCACAGGCGGAGGCGGCGCCCAAGCAUGCAUCCACUGCUGACAACUUCCCCAUUCCCGAGGACACCGCGAAUGCCGUGAGGGAGUUUAUCUCGACGGACGUUCUGAAGGCGUGUAUCACGUCGCUGCACGACCCGUACUUUGUGGAACUCCAGAGGGAGCUUGGGAACGUCAUGGCAGCGAUAGUUUCCAAUUACAGCCCGGUCACACAGACGCCACGGGAGGUGCUGUGCUCGCUCGGUAGUAUCAAGCAUGGGGAGGUUGAUGGUUGCAUCGCCAACAUUGCCCGCGCGACAGCCAACCCCCGGCAGCAACGCGGGCACAUCCUCGACCUGCUCAAGGAUCUCAAGGGGGUGAGCAUCUCGGAGAUGGGCAAGGUGCAGAAGAGCUCUGACCCCUCGGUCUUCAAGAAGAAGUCGUCAGGCCGCAGCAAGAUGGCCCAGGAGUUCAUGACCGCCCCAGCCUCGAACGGCAGGGCCCCGAGGCGGGACUCACCGGACCUCAGCGGGGUUGCGGGCCUGUUUGACAGCUGAGGGCCGUAUCCGGUUUCGCACGUGGGGGAUUGGCGAGAGAAGUGGUGUGGGAGGGGCCAGGGGCGGCCAGGGGCGGCGACUGUCGUCUGAAUUUCCUCGCGCGCCCUCUGCCCGGGAAUCUCUACGUAGCGAUUUGUGUAGCUAAUUUUACAGUUGGCAGUGCUGGCGACUGUGCCGUCGUCGGGACUCCGAGCCAACCUUCUCAGCGA